AUGAAAACCAUAACAGCUUUUGGAUCGCAACUCUCUCUUCCUUCUCGGACCAACUUAUUUCCGACAUCAGUUCUUGGUAAGCCAGCAAAGCAAUUGCGUUUGAAGGCCUCUCCUCCGACUUUCCCUCCUUUGUACGUCGAUGCUGAAGCAACUAACAUUCGUAAUUUCAAGAAGUUGCCACCUUCUCAAUGGACUCAUUUCUUCCACUCUGUUAACGAUGAUGUCUCGGAAAUGAGUGCAGUUGAGAAGGAGAUCGAGAUGCUAAAGCUGAAUGUGAAGGAAGUCCUCAUGUCCGAACCCCAAACCAUGGACGAUGAGAAGAACAAAGUUCUUUUGAUUUAUUUGCUGGUAAGCUUGGGUCUGGCUUAUCACUUUGAGGACGAGAUCAAUGGGAAUCUUCUACAGAGUUUUAAAAAGAUAGAGGAUAUGGUUGCUGGUGAAAAGGAUUUAUACACAGUUUCCAUUCUCUUCUGGGUGUUCAGGACAUAUGGUCACAACAUGUCUUCCGAUGUCUUCAAGAGAUUCCAAGGGGACGAUGUGAAGUUUAAGGAAUGUCUUGUCGACGAUGCCAAGGGUAUCUUGAGCUUGUACGAAGCUGCAAACUUGAGAACAACGACAGACUAUAUACUGGACGAAGCAUUGAGCUUCACUUCGAUCCACUUGGAGUCGUUGGUUGCAGGAGGAACGUGCCCACCUCACCUCGCAACGCGUAUCCGAAAUGCUCUAGCUCUAUCUCAGCACUGGAACAUGGAAAUAUUAGUAGCACUUGAGCACAUCCCGUUCUACGAGAACGAAGUAGAUCAUGACGAGAUGAUACUCAAGUUCUCAAAGCUAAAUUUAAAGUUACUGCAGCUCCAUUACCGUCAAGAACUCAAAAUCGUUACAAAAUGGUAUAAGGACCACGACUUUGCAUCUAAUUUGCAGCCGUUCUAUAGAGAUAGAAUUGUUGAACUGCACUUCUUUGUGCUAGCUAUGUACUUCGAGCCAAAAUUCUCAAGUGCAAGGAUUAUGCUGACUAAGUUCUUCAAGGUUUUAACAAUUCUAGAUGACACGUGUGAUAGAUAUGCUUCUCUUGCUGAAGCCAAAAGUCUCGUCAAUAGCCUGGAAAGAUGGGCUUCGGAUGAUGCCAUGGGUAGACAACCAGAGUUUUUGAAAUUUGUGUUUAAUUUUAUAUUGAAUGCCUUCGAAGAGUUUGAAAGAGAACUGAGGCCUGAGGGAAGAUCUUAUGAUGUGGAAGCCACAAUAGAAGAGUUCAAGACACUCGUGAAAGCCAACCUUGAUUUCACCAAAUGGGCGCUAGCAGGUCACGUGCCUAGCUUUGAAGAUUACAUGGAAGUUGGUGAGGUUGAGGUCACAGUGUAUGUGACAUUGGCAGGGACUUUGAUGGUUAUGGGACAUAUCGCUUCAAAAGAAGCGCAUGAGUGGCUCAAAUCCAGACCCAAGAUCACCCAGAUUUUAUCUACUAAAGGACGUCUUAGGAAUGACAUGGCUGGUUUCGAGGAUGAUAUGAGCAGAGGAAAUUUCACUACUGGAGUCAACUGCUAUAUGAACCAAUAUGGAGUUACAGAAAAGAAAGCCUAUAUGGAGCUUCAUAAAAUGGUUGCAGAAGCCGAUAAGACAUUAAACGAGGAGAUGUUGAAGAAAUGUGAAGUUCCACGGCAGGUUCUCAAGACAGUCAUCAACCUUGCACGCAUGAUCAACGUCACCUACAAUGUAAACGAAGGAUACACCUUUCCCGAAGUAAAAAUCUACGAGUAUAUUACUUCCUUGUUCGUCGAUGAGAUCCAUGUCUGA
Microthlaspi erraticum is the source of this 1794-nucleotide messenger RNA. The record is from the annotation of a GenBank genome assembly. Lineage: Eukaryota; Viridiplantae; Streptophyta; Magnoliopsida; Brassicales; Brassicaceae.